Cherax quadricarinatus is the source of this 959-nucleotide messenger RNA. Lineage: Eukaryota; Metazoa; Arthropoda; Malacostraca; Decapoda; Parastacidae. The record is from RefSeq and is a predicted model, not a curated record.
AUGUGUCUCAUCCAGCAGUCAGUGAUGAGAGAAAUGAUGUGUCUCAUCCAGCAGUCAGUGAUGAGAGAAAUGGUGUCUCAUCCAGCAGUCAGUGAUGAGAGAAAUGAUGUGUCUCAUCCAGCAGUCAGUGAUGAGAGAAAUGAUGUGUCUCAUCCAGCAGAUAAACUUCUUCGAUUAAAGUCUAUAUUUCGAAACAUCACUGACGAGGUCUUGGACACAAGGAAGGAUCGCAUCCUCUACUGUUCACGCAUUUGUGUCCAUCCUGACUAUAGCCAUCAAGGUGUUGCUAUUAACAUUGUAAAGCUGUGUCUGGAUCUUGGCACCAAGAAGGGUUUCACAUUGGUCUGUGCAGAAGCCAGCAGCUCCUUCAGUGAGAGAAUAUGUCUUCAUCUGGGGUGCAAGAAUCUCAGAACAGUAAAUGCAAACACCCUAGGGGACGGCAUCUACGAUUUGUCCCGCAUGAACUACAAGCUAUUCAAAAUUUUUACCAGACGUCUGGGACCUGACACACUAUUGUCAUCCAAGUUAUAAUCAGGAAUCAGACCACACUAACUAAUUAUUUGCCCCUCUUUAUAUACUGCAGUUUUAUAUUAAGUAAUGGCAAGGUAUUUUUUCUUGUCUGCAACAGGGUAUGUUUUGUUCAUUAAUCAUAUUUUAAUUCUUCAAAUGUGUUAAAUAACCUUCAUGCUGGACUACAUUACACUGGUAAAUAAUGGAAGUGACUUGAACCAGGUCAUUGAAUCUUAUCCUAUUAAUUAGUAGAGUUUUAGUUAGCCUUGACAUAGUAAAUGACUGACAGAACAAAAUUCUUGCAAAUUCACUGUUUAUGGUGGGAUUUUUACCUGUAAGAACUAUGCACAGUAUUUUAUUAUGAAUAACAAAAAAGGCACAAUACCGUGACUGGAAUGACACACAACCCGCACAUAAAAGAGAGAAGCUUACGACGACGUUUCGGUCCG